Molecule: messenger RNA, 2185 nt
Organism: Uloborus diversus
Lineage: Eukaryota; Metazoa; Arthropoda; Arachnida; Araneae; Uloboridae
Product: poly(A) RNA polymerase GLD2-like
Exons: 15
Coding region: 348-2030 (560 amino acids)
Cellular component (GO): cytosol
Molecular function (GO): poly(A) RNA polymerase activity
Source: RefSeq, a predicted model, not a curated record
CUGUGCGUUUAGAAUCUUGAGUCAAAUUUUGUUAUAGUAUCGUUGUCAUGCAAGGAUCCCCUUGAAAUAGAUGUAUUAUUCAUCUAUUUUAAAUCUUGUUACUUGCAUCUGUGAAUUUUCGACGAUUUAAAAUUAUUUGAUUUUAAUUGAGAUCUCCACGGCACAAGUCAAGAACUUAUGAAAUGUUCAAAAUUGGAGAAAUUAACGAAGUUUAGUCGAUUAUUAUCUAUUUAAACGUAGGACACAAUAUACAGUUUAAAAAUAGACAUAAAGGAAAUUAUUCUUCCAAAUAAUGGAUUCUCCUUGGACAAAUGAAAUAUGAUCUGUAAUUUGUGCAUAUUUCUUGAAUGACCAACCCAGUACAGUCAUCAUUCAAGAUUAAAAUGAAUCAAGAGAUAGCUCCAAAUAGUUUGGAAGCACUGAAUCAUUGCGACAAUGAACCAGUCUUUUUUACUGGACUUUCUAAGAGUAAGAUUAUUUCAGACAAGCCUUUGCUUUGUUCAAAAUGUAGCUCGAAAAUUUCCUCUAUACAAGGAACAAAACCUUCAAACUCUGAUAAAUAUUGCAAUGCAUGUGCUAAAAAUUCAAACUGUUCAAAUAAAGUGGAUUUACAAGAUUUGCUAUCAAAAAUUGACUUUAAUUUAUUAGAGAAAAUUAUUGAAACAUCAUCUGUUUCUCCAGCUUCUACUGUGAAGCGAAAAACUCUUUUACCUUUGCCUAGUCCAUCAUCUAAUAGUCAGUCAUCCGACCAAUCAACGAGUACUUCUCACUUCCCUGAUGCACAGAUUAAUUCAAGUCCUAGAGAGAAUGAGAAGAUAUUCAAUCUGAAAAGAAAUGGAAGCUUUCAGAGUACACCUAUGAAGAGACUUAAAGCAUGUCAUCCAUCAUCAAGCUCUACAUUUUACCAUACUCCUGAUGAUAAGAUUGGUGCAAGUCCUAGAGAAAAUGAAAAGUUUGUGCCGAGAAGGAAUGGAAGCUUUCCAAAUACAUCUGCAAAGAGACUUCAAACAUAUUCUCCAUCACCAAGUUCUACAUUUUGCAAUAAUUCCAGUGACAAGCUUACACAACACAUUUUACAAAUAUUUAUGCAAAAUAAGCAAACAGAUGAAGUGUAUCACAAGAAAAUGACAUUACGUGACAAACUGCAUGAAAUCAUGCUAGAAAGAUUUCCUGCUUGUGGUUUGUAUGUUGUUGGUUCAUCUAUGACUAAGCUUGGAGUUAGCAGCAGUGAUAUGGAUAUGUGUCUCAUGCUGACUGACUUUGAGAUUGAUCAAGAAGUUGAAGCAAAAAACAUCCUGCACAAAGUCUACUCCUUGUUUUUGAAUUAUAGUUUCUUAAUGAAAAUUGAAAUUAUUUAUGCAAAAGUUCCUAUUUUAAAGUUUCAAGACUCUGUAAGUGGAAUUGAAGUUGACUUAAACAUUAACAAUUCUGUUGGUAUCAGAAACACCCAGCUGCUUUCAAGCUAUGCUAGAAUUGAUGAUCGACUUCCACCUUUAGUAGUGCUGGUAAAAUUAUGGGCAAGAAGUCAUGGCAUUAAUGAUGCAAAAAACAACACCUUAUCUAGUUAUUCAUUGGUUUUGAUGGUAAUCCAUUACUUACAGUAUCGCUGUCGACCUCCUGUGUUGCCGUGCUUACAAAGUUUGCAGCCGGAUAAAUUUCAUCCAAGCUCAGACGUCAGGAAAUUGAAACUUUUUGAAGAUUUGCCCUGUUUUUCAUCUGAAAAUCAAGACAAUUUAGGAAAUCUUUUUAUAGGAUUCUUGAAAUAUUUUUCUACUGAAUUUAAUUAUGAUGAACAUGUAAUGUCAGUGAGGUUGGGGUCAGUUAUUCCAAAACAGAUGGCUAUACAUUCCAACUCUCCUAAAAACAAGAAAGGUCACUGGAAAUGGGUUUGCAUAGAAGAACCAUUUGACCUAACCAAUACAGCUUGUUCAAUGUUCAAACGUGAUGCAUUUUUUUAUGUUAAAAAAGUCUUUGAAGACAGUUGGAGAAGUUUGCGGAGCUCCAGAAACUUAAAUUACAUACUUAGCUAAAAUCUUUCUCAAUUACUUGUAUUGUAUAAUAUCCAAAAAUAUUUUUAUAUAUUGUUAUUGUUAGUUAUAUCUUUAUUAUUUAUGUAUGGCUUAAAAGUCAUUGUGCUUCUUUUUAUGUGUAAUAUGGAAAAUUCCAUGUGUUAUAAAAAAUCACU